CAUCUGAAAUAAAGUAGGCUUAGCGAAGGGAAAAAUUAUCUAGAACAAUAGUAAAAAAAAACUUGUGACACAAUACACGUAUCCGUAUGUGCGUAUGCGGGAAAGUCCCUGUGGUAUCACGUGACACCUUUCUUGGAAGGUGAAACAGGCGAGAAGGAAUGUGAAACCAUAGAAAGUUAAGGGUAAUUCCCUCGGUGUUGCGGGACAACGGAAGAUAAGUGCAGGCUUAUUUGUUACUCACUACCUAAAGAACACGAAAAUGCUAUGUUUUAAGAAACACCAAGAUUAUAUCUGCUAUUGACUUUCCUUUACACCACUAGCUGUUGCUUUCUUCAAUCCUAUUAAAAUAAACAUCUGAGCUAUAUAUUAGGCAAAUCAUAAAAUGCCAGAAACAGAGCCACAGAGGGCCAAUCUUCAUCAGCAAUUGGUUACAUCAACACAAUCAAGCACAACCACAGCAACCCCAUAUCGUCUGGGCUCAGCCGCAACAACCACCUAUGCUACAAUACCUCGAAAAGUUAUACCAAGCAUAUAUCAAGGAUAUACUUUUCCCAGAGAUCCUGACCCUGGGGGAACAAAACCAAAACCCAAGGUUUUAUACUCAAGUAUGACUAUGCCGUCACAUUAUCAGUCUUAUACUGCUGAAUAUGGACCUGCCUCUAUUCCAUUAUUAAGUGAUAUACCAGGUGAACCCGGAAGGGAACUUGCAUUUGUGGCAAUCACCACACCGGCUGUUAACUUAGAUGAAAACCUUAUGAUACUACAAGGUCUACGAACAGACUAUGAGCAGGAAUACUUUAUGCCAACUGACCAAACAAUGGAAGGAAGAGUGCAGAAAUGCCGUCAGAUAAUUGAUCUCUAUGUCCCUAUCAACGAGAAGUAUAAACAACUGGAUGUGGAGAAUUUACUGGAAAAAAAUAAUGUAAAAGAAAAGCUUAUCUACACAAUCCAAGCCCUGGCAAUUCUUGAGAAAUACGCAACAAAUCUCCUUAAACCUAUGAAACCUAUUAACUGGAGGACAGUAAAAUUUACAAGCAGCCUUGUUAGAACUUACCUGGAAAAUAUAGAAGGAAGCACUGACAUAUUGCGGCAAAUGGGAUACACUGCUAAUGUACAAGAUGGACUCUCGUUUCCUGAUAACAUCAUUGAACCCAAUGUAGAGAAAGUAAGAGAACUGGCCGCAGACCUGUAUCUCGCAAGAGUAGAGAUUGGGGACCUAGUAAAAGGCAAGCAUCCUUAUUUCGGUCUAAGAGAGCUGGAUGAUAAGGCAGCAAAUGCGAUAAUAAGCCCACAAGGAGAAGCCAAAGGUGAUGGAGUGAGGGUUGAUGGUGACACGAACCCGUUUGACAGGGUGGAUGACCAGAGUGGAGAAGAUGUUUCUGAUGGACCAAAGGCUACACAAAUUCAACGAGAGCAUGAAAGUCCUGACAGUGGAAGUGAUUACGAAGAUGCACUGGACAACAUUCCUCCAGGCUCCCCUCGGCCAUCCUCAGCACAGGAAGCCAAGCCUGACAAAGCAGCAGCCCCGUCUUCACCCUGCUUUAUCUGCGGUGAGGACAAGGUGGAAUUGACUUGUAAGGAUUGUGCUGAGGAUUUUUGUAGAUCUUGUGAUGGAGUCUUCCAUAGAAAUCCUGCACGGACCAGCCACACAAGGAUGAAACUGGGUGGUGGUGCAUCCAAGGGUGAGGCUACCAGGAAGCCAGAUGGUCCUCCAGCACCAGAAGAUCGUUUCAAAGGAAAGCGUCCUAUACCAACACCCAGGAAAAGAAGUGUCAAGGAACCUCCCAAUAAACCGUCUCCACAAUCUACUGCCAAUGCGCUGAUUGAGACAAGAAGUUUGUCCAACAUUCUGGCACCAAACAGGGCAGUCUUUUUCCCUCCCUCAUAUCAAACAAGUAGUCUGAACGAUGAAGAAGAGCACAUUUAUGUAUCUCCAAGGGCCUUCCUAGAUUCAGAAAACCCUCCACCACUUCCUCCCAAAACUACAAAAUCCAAACCAGUCCGCCGUCAGCUUUCCUGCCCAAACUGCCACUGUAUGAAUAUGGAGAAUUCCAAAGCCUGCAAAGUCUGCCAUCAACCACUAACUGAGCGUGAUACAUUCUUCCCAAAGGCAAACGAUGCAAAGGAGAAGCAGCCUGGAGUUCCACUGUCUUCAUAUUAUCCUUUUUCAGGGCCUGUAACAUAUGGUCUGCCUGUCCCACUAUCUAACUCCCAGACAAUCCCACAUCCUGCCUGGCAAGCAUCAGCUACAACAAGCAAGCAAGAAGUGAUGGCUGGUAAUUCCAUGGCUGCAGUGGCUGGUAAUUCCAUGGCUGCAGUGGCUGGUAAUUCCAUGGCUGCUGAGACUGGUAAUGUCAUGGCUGCAGUGGCUGGUAAUUCCAUGGCUGCAGUGGCUGGUAAUUCCAUGGCUGCUGAGACUGGUAAUGUCAUGGCUGCAGUGGCUGCUAAUGCCCUGUCUGCUGUCGGAUGUAUACCAUUCCCACAGAACAUAAUGACUACUUUGCCAACCCAAACUGGACAUAUGAGUGCAUCCUCUGAGAUUCCAGGAAUAAAGACAACACAGCAUACCAGUGUACCUAAAACCGUUAAAGAACAGUGGCAGUGCGAGUAUUGUACUUUUCUUAACUCUCUGACUGUAAAGAUCUGUGAUAUGUGCUUUAAGACGCGGACUGCCAAUGCUAAAGUGGUAAAGCCGGAGCAAGAUCCUGGCCCAUUGCCAGUAUACCAGGAAAGAAGUGUUGCUCUAACCACAAAACAACCAACUUUGAUGUCCCAACAACCCAAAAUGUAUCAACCACCUUUGAUAAUGCAACAACCGAAGAUGUCACAACCACCUUUGACACAACAGCCUUUAAUGUCCCAAGUGCAAGCCACUGCCACUCAGUCACCUGUAGUUACACCAUCAACAGCCACCAUGACCCCAACACCCAACAUGGGGCCGCCAAAAGGCUAUGACUCAUAUUUCCUCAGGCUUCAGCAUCAAGAAGAAGAAUACUUGGCAGGAGAGCGAGAAAAGGCAAAGCCAUCGAGUGAGUCUUCCCAUGGCAGUACUGCUCAAAGUGCCGCUGGGUUACAAGAUUUCAAAAUUCAUGACGCUGUUAGGUCUUCCUCAGGACCCCAGGGAUUGGUAUACCCCCAGCAGCCUAUAAGGACGGCUGCACAUCAGUCUAUGCCCUCGCAGAACUUGCCUACAGGAGAACUGGACCACGCCUCUCCGCCACCUGCUUACUCGCAAGUAAUUCAGCAUCGCGACAUGUACCCAGCAGUGUUUUCUCCAACUCUUCCUGCUAGUCGAUCCACAACUGUCACCCAGCAGUUAACUCCUCAAACCACUUACACCCAACGAACUGCACAAGGUCUACCCUCCUAUCCCACACUGCCCCCUCCUCCUCCUCCUCCUCCUCAGACCACGCCCUUCGGGUAUUCCUCCGCCUCGCACGAGACUCAAAACCCGAUAAGAACGGACUUAUGGCGCGAGCGGGAAGAGAUGUUAAUUGAGGGCAGACGUUACGUGGACCUGCUGAAGACGGCUGAGAUAAAUAACUUUCUCCCGGAAGAGCUAAACAUCGCCAUCACACUCAGCGAAGGAAUGGAGAUGGGGCCAAUCGAAUGGCUGAAGACCAAGUGGUUUGAUUUGAUUCACACGGUCAUGCUCAGGGUGACGGAAAAGUCAAAAUGUGCUGAUAUUGGUAACAUAAGUCCUGAGGAGGCGAGGCAGGCUCUCAUCGAGCACACGGGGGAUGUAGAACCCGCAGUCGAGUACUGCGUCACGCAGAGAGAAAAUAAGCUUACGAAGGUCAUGGAUUCAGGUAUUUAUGUGCGAACGGAUUGCAUCAAAGAACUAGACAAAAGCAAUGGAGACGUAGAUAGAGCGAUCCGAAGCCUGGAGCUUUUGACCCUCGCCCCCUUCCGCCAGCGCAUACUGGAGAGGUGCCGCCCCGUGGAGGGGGAGGGUGAGGCGGCACCAUGCCCUCCCUCUCGACAAGUCAGUGAGACAGAUGAAGAGAAGAUGUUUUGUGAGACCGUGUCUGACCGUGACCAAGACAUCGAGCGUCGAGUUCGCGUGAUGCUGGCUCAGAAGUCCAUGCUAUCCUGGGGUCGGGCGCUAACUGCCAUCAAACUGAUCGACGAGAACUUCGCUGUUGAAGAUUCCAUUAUAGCGGCUCAGGACAAUGGCGACCUGGAGCGGUCUAAAAAGUUCUUGCAACGAGAAUGCAUUGUGUGUAUGGACCUCAAGCCGGAAAACAGAAUGAUUACCAUGCUGAACUGCCAGUGCCGGUUUUGCAGUGACUGCGUUUCCCAGUACGUCAAACAGAUAAUCCAGGAGCAAAACAUCAUGCAUCUGGUCUGUCCGGCCUGUAGCGAACCCAAGAACCUUGAAGACGAUACCGUGGCGACGAAUUACUUCAAUCUUCUCGAUAUAUUGAUUCGACCGUUGGUGGAUAAUCCUACUCAUGAUCUUUUUCAACGAAAACUGAGAGACCGCACCCUGAUGAAAGAACCCAACUUCCGCUGGUGCUCGCAUUGCUCGUCCGGGUUUAUCAAUGAACGGCCAGGAAUCUUGAAGAUGCCGUGCCCUCAUUGCCAUAAAUACACAUGUUUCCAGUGCAAGAAACAGUGGGAGGACCAGCACGAGGGGAUAUCGUGUGAGCAGUUUGCUGCUUGGAAAGAAGCCAAUGACCCCGAGGCGCAAGCGACAGGACUUGCAGCACAUCUAAAACAGAAUGGCAUUGAGUGCCCGAACUGUAAGUUCCGCUAUGAUCUAGCCAAGGGCGGGUGUAUGCAUUUCAAGUGCGGUCAGUGUAGCCACGAGUACUGCAGCGGGUGCUACGGGCCCUUUAGACACGGAGCGCACUGUCCGGUCUCGCCCCAUUGUGCCAUGCGCGGUCUCCAUGCCCAUCACCCACGUGACUGUUUGUUCUACCUGCGAGACAGGGAUCCCGAGGAGUUACAGCAACUGCUGGCCGAAAAUAACGUGGCGUUCGACACUGUUCCACCACAGAGAACCCUGAGAGGGCAAGGGGAGGCGAACGCAGCCUUCGAACCAGACGAGGAGGAAGGCGCAGCUGCCGCCCCAGGCCACUGCCGCGUAAUGGAGCAGGCAGAGGCUGGGACCGAGGAUAAGGAGUGUGGGCGCCCAACGCCUGAUGGGUAUGCCGGGCUUUGUAGAAUGCAUUACAUCGAGUACCUCGUGGAACGAGUAAACGCAAAUUUAAUCGACCCAGUCUCCAUCAUGACCUCUGACCAGCUGAAGCUUGCACUUGAGAGAGAGGACCAGGCAGUGCCCCAGAAAAAGGAGACGGAGAACAACAAGAACUUCAGAGCGCGCCUUGUUCAGCUCGUCAAAACGCAAAUCCCAUUGCCAAGGAAACCACCCCGAAGACGAGUUCUUGAUAUCGAAGAAGAGCCCUUGCGCAUAGCCGCCAAUGAGCCACAACCCGCCGCUGACCCCUUACCACGUGACAGGCCACGCGGAUUUGUUUUUGAGGACGAUAUUGAUGAUGAUCAUAACCCUGUCUUUGAACGUCAGGAUUUAGGUCCCGUAUUUCACUUUGAUGAUGAUGAAUAUGAUGCUUAUGAUUAUGAUGAUGGUGAUGGUGAUUAUUAUGAUGAUUUGACCUGAUUUACCACAUCACGUGAUGUUUUAAUUAUUGAUUUCUGAGGGGUGAAUAGGUGGGUGGUUGGUGGGUGAAGGAUAUGGUAUAAUAUCGAAUUGUUCGAUGGUAGCCUUUAGGCUGAUUUAGACAGCAUGAUUUAGUCGUAUGUGACCUGCCCGCGACACCCCUACAACUCAAGUCGUAGAGUGUAAAUCAGCCUACGACUCCGCUACGAUGCUCGACUACUAAAGUCGUAGUGCGUAAUUCAGGGCUAAGACAUGUCGUAGGCAGGUCGCAUACUACUGAAUAGUGCUGUCUAACUCAGUCGUUUCGAUCCGACAGUUCUCAAAGUUCCAGUGUUCAAACAAGUUUCAAUUGUGUAUGUUGGAUCUGAAGGUUCCUAGUGUUUCCCUAAGUACAUUGGCAACGUGAAACUGGUGCUUUUUAAAACGAAAAAAAAAUAAUGCUUUAUAUAGAUUUUGGCAAGCACGUUAAAAGGUUUGCAUCAGCUAAGUUUGCAUUAACUACGCGUGUUUGCAGGCUAGUAUUGGCAACGCCAGUAGAAGAUUGCUAUGAUACAUUUGUGCGAUGGAAGGGUUUAGUAGAGUAACAUUGUAGUAGUUGUAUAUAAUUUUUGAUAGAUAACAGACUCAGCUUAAACCCUCCCUUGCAUGUAUGUGUUCUGAUUAUGAUAAAAUAAAUGCAAUCAUUUGUUUUGACACAAUUUAGCAAAACCUUGAUAGCAUAUAUGGCAUGUCGACAUGUAAUGUCUUCAAUUUUAAAUUAUAUCAAUUAAUUUUUAUAACAAAUUAUAUAUUUCAGUAGAAGAUGUGGCUGUAGCGUCCCGGAAAUUUCAUUAACGUUUGUGUGCUGUGCUGGUUCGUUGUCCUAAGAAACUCGCCUUUGUUCAAUUAAAAUAUAUAUAUUUUUUAAAUGAA
Nematostella vectensis (starlet sea anemone) is the source of this 6535-nucleotide messenger RNA. RefSeq names its product E3 ubiquitin-protein ligase RNF31. Bases 383 to 5623 code for a protein of 1746 amino acids. Lineage: Eukaryota; Metazoa; Cnidaria; Anthozoa; Actiniaria; Edwardsiidae. The transcript has 21 exons. Gene Ontology annotation, molecular function: linear polyubiquitin binding; K63-linked polyubiquitin modification-dependent protein binding; ubiquitin protein ligase activity. Gene Ontology annotation, cellular component: LUBAC complex. The record is from RefSeq and is a predicted model, not a curated record. Gene Ontology annotation, biological process: protein linear polyubiquitination.